ACAUAAAUAAUAGUAAAGCAUUAAAUACAUAUAUCACAAAAUAAAAUAGGAAUACUCAGAAGUUUAAUUGCUACUAAAUAAUUAGAUACAUUAUUUUACUGUAACUAACAAUAUAAUUAAGACAAUACAACCAAUGGCCAAAAAACAAUAAUAUUCAAUGGAUUUAAUAUUUUCGAAAAAUAUAAUACCACAGUAAAAUUUGCUCGCUUUAAUAGCCAGACAAAUAUCGACACGUGAUGUUUCUUCAUAAUGUAGAUGAAAUGUAUGAUCCUUUGACCAUCACUACAAUUAUGAUGAUAUACAGUGUAAUAAAUUCAGUCAUGUGUAAACAGCAGGAUAAGUGGAGUGAGAUUUCUUACGACAUAAAGAAUUUUCUGGCACGUAGGGUGCAGUCGCCACCUAUGGCCAAUAAUUUUUUUUUUAUUUGUAAAUAGUUUAAUUUUAUAGUUUGAUUAUAGCUAUGGUUAUUGUUGUAUUCAUCUACAUCAAUUUAUUAACUGGGUAAUUACAAUUAUUACAAAAACAGUUGAAAAUACUGUAAAAAUAUUUUCCAAUAUUUUCGUUAUCACUUUUUCAUGUAUUUCUUAUCAAAAUCUUUAAGAAUUUAAAAUAUGUGAGCAUUGGGAAUUUUGUGUUGGAAUCAUCACUAUAUAUUUGUUCCUGUACCAUCAAGUUGUUAAAAUGACACCAACUAAAAAAAAAUCCGUAAACACCAUUCCAAAAAGGUUUUUAUAUUCACCUUCAAAAGUAAAAUUAGCAUUAAAGGCUAUUAUUGAUGGGAUGAGUACAAGUAAAGCUAGUUAGAUGUACUAUGUUCCUAGGACAACGCUGAGGAAUAAGUGUAGUGGAAAAUCACCAGAACUCUCAAUUGGCCAUAGUGGAACAAUUUCAGUUUUAGGUGAAGAAAUGGAAACAAUGUUGGUUCAGUGAAUUUUUUUUUAUGCAAAGAUGGGUUUUCCAGUAGGUCGUGAAGGUCCUAUCAUCAGUAAAAAAAACUUGUGGAUGAGGCAAAUAUUAAAACAUCUAUUACAUACAAUCGUCCAGGAAAAAAGUGGUUUUAUGGUUUCUUAAACAAGCAUAAAAUAUUUUCUCAAAAACAUUCAGAGUAUGUGAACUGAGGUAGGGGAUCAGUCACUGAAACCAAAAUUAAAAACUGGUUCAAAGAAAUUUAUGAACUAUUAGGUGAAGAUGCUGGUAUUUUAGAAGAUUCAAAUCAAAUUUUUAAUAUGGAUAACAAUAUGAAUAACAUGCUUCAACUUAGCACCUAAAGGGAAACUGAUUCAGUUUAAUGAAACCAAUAAUUGGAGCACGUAGGCAAAAUGUAUAUGAUGAGCAUACCAACUCAGACAAAGAAAAUGUCACAACUUUAUUUGGUACAAAUGCAAUAGGUAAAUGGGCCCCUAUCCUUACAAUAUUUAAAUGUGAGAGAAUUCCAGCAGCUCUUGUCAAAAUUGAACCACCUGGUUGGGGCAUUGGAGAAUCAGAAACAGGUUGGAUGACAGGGGAAACAUUCUUUGAAUACAUAACAAACAUAUUUCUACCAUUUCUAAAUGAAGCUAAUAUUAAAAGACCAGUUAUUGUUUUUUUAGAUAGCCACAAAUCUCAUUUGAGCUUACAUCUGAGUAAAUUUUGUCAAGAACAUGGAUUAAUACUGAUUUCAUUAAAUUCCAACUCCACACAUAUACUACAACCUCUAGAGAUUGCUAUAUUUGGCCCUCUUAAAGGUAGAUGGAAAAGAAUAGUAAAACAGUGGCGACUCGAUAAUGAAAAAGAAAUCACAAAAUCAGAUAUACCUCAAGCCUUAUCACAAAUAAUAAAUGAUGCUGGAAUGGAAAAGAAUAUUCAGUCUGGCUUUCAUGUAAUUAGUUUAUAUCCUUUUAAUGCUGAUGAUAGUGUUGAUUACAAUAAAAUCAUUGUAAGAACUAAUCCAAUACACGAAACUACAAAAAAUAUUGGUGAUAUAAAAUCACACCUAACAUUUAUUGAAAAUAACAUAAAUAAAUUUGAUGUUGAUCUUGUAACAAAAUUCAAAAGAACAUACAGAGGAAAGUAUGAAUGGGAUGGAAAAGUAAAAGCACUUUAUGGUCAUCAUUUUUUGAAAACAUAAAUGACAUAAAUAAACAAGAAAAUAAGUCUAACUGAUAAUACUGCUGCAGUGUUUUCACAAGUAUCAACAGCAUCAACAUUAGAAUAUAGAAAUGACACUUUAAACUCAGAAAUGUAGUUGAGUAUACCAUUAACCAGCAAAGCAGAAGAGACACCAUCAUUUAGUAGAGAGCCACCAAAUAUACUAACAUGUCCAGCGAAAAGAUCAUUAGCAACAGUAUUUAAUGAUGUUAUUAAGCGGCCAGAACAAUAGUAAUCAAAAUCAAGCCAAAAAAGGAGUACACUCCAAGUGUAAUUACUUCUAAAAAGUUGAUUGAGUUUCAUGAUUUAAAAGCUUGUGAAAAAUUAGAGAAAAAAAACAAAAAGAGGAAAGAAAACUAGCAACACUGGAAAGAAGAAAAUAAGCCAAAAUAAAAAAAAUUGAGAAGGCAGAAAUUAAAGCCAAAAAAUGAAACUUAAAGUUAUCAAAUCAGACACAGAAAACAGUCAAAAAUGAGCUGGGAUUCUAAAGUUGAUUUCAGUGAUGAUGAAAUUUUAACACAGCCAAUAUGUAAAGACCUACUUCCCAAAAUAAGCAAUUUGCAACAAGACCUUAAAUCUGGUGACUACGUACUGAUCAAAUUUAAGCCUGUAGGAAAAAAAAACUGUUAUAAAUAUGUGGCAACAGUUGUUAAGGUAAUUUCUAAAACUGAAGUAGAGGUACAAUACUUUGAAGCCUCUGAUGAAGAAAAUACCGAAUUUGCAUUAGUUAAAGGUGAUAUAUCUGUUUUAGAUUUAGCAUCUAAAUUUUAGAUGAUUCAGUUACAAAUUGCCAUUGUCAGUUACGUUUUAAGAACAGACAAUAUCUUUUUGAUUUCCCUGGUGUUGUUGAUGUGUACGAAAAAUUUAAGUAAAACUGAAGACAACAUUAUGUUCCUAUAAUAUGCAAUAAUGCAAUAUAUUCCUAUUAUCCCUUUCACGACUAACAUAAACAUUUGUGUAGGUUAGCGUGUGUCUAAUUAAAAACGAAUAUAAAAUCAUACAAUUUUAAGAAACCAACCACACAUUAGUGUAGGUUCGUUAAUACCAAUUACUAAAAUCAAUUAAUCAGGCAGGACUAAAGAUAGUAUAGAUUUAUAUACACAAUUGUGUGUGCUAGUUGUAAAACAUAUUAAAACAUUAAAACAAAAAUUAAGGCUGUCGUGAAAGGGAUAUAAUAUCCUAGUUUAAAAUUGUUAUCAUUCAAUUUUUUAGUU
Sipha flava (yellow sugarcane aphid) is the source of this 3341-nucleotide messenger RNA. RefSeq lists its product as uncharacterized. Gene Ontology annotation, molecular function: DNA binding. The transcript has 3 exons. NCBI's taxonomy places the organism in Eukaryota, Metazoa, Arthropoda, Insecta, Hemiptera, Aphididae. The record is from RefSeq and is a predicted model, not a curated record. The coding region runs from base 1289 to 2107 and encodes 272 amino acids. Gene Ontology annotation, cellular component: nucleus.